Musca vetustissima is the source of this 1821-nucleotide messenger RNA. Its product is annotated as autophagy-related protein 13 homolog. Bases 45 to 1808 code for a protein of 587 amino acids. The transcript is spliced from 2 exons. Gene Ontology annotation, biological process: piecemeal microautophagy of the nucleus; protein localization to phagophore assembly site; autophagosome assembly. Lineage: Eukaryota; Metazoa; Arthropoda; Insecta; Diptera; Muscidae. The record is from RefSeq and is a predicted model, not a curated record. Gene Ontology annotation, cellular component: cytosol; Atg1/ULK1 kinase complex; phagophore assembly site.
AAUAUAGAAAAGAAGAAGCAGCAGAACAAAGCAAACAUUGCAAUAUGUCGACACAACGCAUCAAUGCAGCCGAAAAAGAUUUGGAGAAAUUUAUCAAAUUUCUCGCUUUGAAAUCCACCCAAGUUGUGGUCCAGUCAAGGCUUGGGGAAAAAAUCCAAACAAAAUGUAAUCCAUUGGCCGGAAACGAUUGGUUCAACAUCGUGGUCGAAGAUCAUCCAGAUGUUCAUGCUGAAACGAAAAAAGCCUUAGCUUUGUCACCCGGAGAGAACAUUUUGAAACGUCUGCCGCUGUGUGUGGAGAUUUCCCUGAAAACAGCCGAAGGUGAUCAAAUGAUUUUGGAGGUGUGGUCAUUGGAUUUACAGCCUAAUGUGGGCGGUGGCGUCGGCAGCGGUGUCCAAACUAAGAAUAAAGAUACCGCAGCCAACAACGCCGCCAAUGACAAGGCUGGCCUUAAUCAAAACAUCAAUAAUACAUCACAACCCGAUACGCCCUGUCUGAAGACAGCCCAUGCCAUCUACAAUCGCAUGGGCAUGCUUUUGAAGUCAUUAAUUUCGUUGACACGUGCCACACCCGCAUACAAGCUAUCCCGACGCCAGUGUCCCGAUUCGUACAGCAUUUACUAUCGCAUCUAUGUGGAAAAGCCUCAAGUCCAUGCAUUGGGCGAGGGACAUAAAACAGUGCGCAUUGGAAAUUUAAACACCAUCGUGGGCAAUUUGGUGAUGAGCGUGUCGUAUCGCACGAAAAUGACAAUUACUCCAUCGGCCACAGCUGCCCAGGCCAGAACACGAGAAUCGAAUACCAUCAUGAUUGAUUCGAAUCACUUUAAACACUGUGAAAAUAACAGCAAACAGAAUGCGGGCAAUGCCAGCAAUAAAAAAGGAUCUGCGGGUGGUUUGGGUGGUGACAAGAAAAUCAUCGAUAUUGAAAAACCCCUGAGGCCAGGUGCCUUUACAGAUGUGGGUAAACUGCGUCAAUAUACCGAAGAUGAUUUUGUUCUACCCGAAACACCACCAUUUGAGUGGUUGUUGCGGAAACCCCGACACGAGAGUACGGGUAGUACCGGCACGGGUUAUGGUGGUUCCAUUGAAUCGUUAAAUCGGAAAUGCGAUUCACCACAAACGUCGCCCUUGGGAAAUGGUCAUCAACACAAUAUCAACAAUAAUGCUGCCACGAUUAAUAACAACAACAAUUCCUCGGCCACCAACAACAACGUGACGGCCUUUAAGAGUUUGGAAAAUGAUGAAAAUUUACAGCAACCGACAGCAGCUGCAAUCCCGCCAUCUCAAAAAUCACCCAACAAUUCAACACACUCCCAAUCACCUGUCAAAUCAUUGUUUAUACCCGCCACCAUAAAUAGCAACCUGCCACCCAACUGUCGGCAGCAGCAGGCCUCCUCUCCGCCAUCAUCGAUAACCACAACAACACUGGCCCAUCAUCUCUCAUCGGAAGAUGAAAAUCUACUCAAAGAAUUGAAUUUCCCCUUUGCCUCACCCACCUCACAUGUCAAUGAUUUGGCGAAAUUUUAUCGUGAUUGUUAUCAUGCGCCGCCCCUCAAAGGUCUAUCAGAGAUACAGGCUGAGACGUGUUCGCAGGCGGCCAACAAUCAACAGCAAACAAUUUCCUCCGCCGCCAAUUCCUGCUCCAACUCCAAGGGUGAAUAUUCCUUUGUCGAUGAUCUUUCCAAGCAGUUGGAACAGUUUGAAACCUCCCUAGAAGACUAUGACAAAUUGGUAUCACAAUUCAAUAACCUGCAAACAUCAUCGUCAACCGGUAGUCGUAGUAGUGGGGGUCUACAAAUGAGUAAUUAAAAAAAAAAACAAA